Molecule: messenger RNA, 4904 nt
Organism: Mercenaria mercenaria
Lineage: Eukaryota; Metazoa; Mollusca; Bivalvia; Venerida; Veneridae
Exons: 8
Coding region: 640-4689 (1349 amino acids)
Source: RefSeq, a predicted model, not a curated record
AUGUUUAGUCAUCCGCUUCUUAUUUACGUGGAGAAGUUGACAGUUACUUGUGGAGAUAAAGCUAUUACUAGAAUAGAGUCCAGGAAACUGACUGUUUUGCAUAAAUGAAAAAUUGUUAGAUAAACGUCAUAAAACCGAGUAAAAGAAACUACGAAACAUUGUACAGUGAAAUAAAUGUGAUAUUGUAUAAAACAUACAGAUAUCAAUAUUAAUUUGAUAUGAACUAACGAUAUUCGGCAAAAUCACGGAGAUCGUUUUUUUUGUUGAGAAAACGACGAACGUACCUUGCAGAAGUCCCCAGCAAUCUCCAUUACUUACGCGCUUGCUGUCUGUAAAAGUGUUGAAACAGUAGACUCAACUUUUUCCAGACAAGCCUUGAAACGUUAUUAAAAAAAUAUCCUGAAUAGUAAAAUGGGCUUUUUCCCUAAAAUACAUAAUGUCUUUGUUUAUAUAUCUUUGACAAACAUCAGAUCAUUAGGUUUUGCCGCAGCCAAGCAUAUAAGUCACCUUCCAGUAGCGGAAUCUGUUUUGCGCGGCAAUGCUUCAUUCGAUUGUUUUCAAGUGGCAACACAUUGAUAGUGACUUCUUAGUAAUGAAAUCAGGCACAGCAUAUUGACAACUCCGAAGUAUUCCCGAGACAUGGCUGCUUUAGUGCAAACAACCGAAACCAAGGGUUUUCAAAACUGGUUGCGAGGUGCCCUGGCAGUGCUCUUUGCCAAGCAAGGUCUACAAAGCUUUGUUGUUGAUGAACUGACACAGUUUCAACGGGACCUUUUGACAUUAAUAUUCAAAAACAAUAAUUUACCUACUGGUACCAGGGUAUGUACAAAUUGUACAACUGAAAAUGUUCUUAAGUGCCGCACGCACAAUUUCUGCCCAAAGGGACGGCAGUGCAAUAUGCACGAUGCGUCAGUACCAGACAAGACACCAAAGCCUUGUCCAAAUAAUAUUUGCCAUGCUGUUAAGGAUGCGAUCCGACGUGAACAUAGAUACAACGGACCGUCCUGGAAGAAUGCAAACGCCAAAGGAUGGUGUACCGAUGUCACUGAAAUUGCUAAAUGUUACAUGCCGGAUGGUUACACUAAUGUAACCACAAUUACAGAUACAGACUUUAAUGGUAUAUUGGCAGUCAUCUUGAACAACAAACGCUUCAAAAGUAAAAUGACUGCUCCGCUUAACAGCCCUGUUAAUGUUUGUACAGAGGCACGUGAAGUUAGUCGUGUCAUACGGCAUUCAGCAGAUUUAACUAUUUCGGACACAGAUUUAGCCAAAUACAUUGACAUUCUGAUACGCCUACUGUCAGACCCUGCAUACCUAGCUGCUGACCAAAAUGCGAAGACAGCAGUCGAUAAAUUAAAUCAGCUAAAAACAAACACACUCACAAUUACCUCAGGAGACAUUAUAACAGUUUUGGACAGUACAUUAAAAGAUAUAAUAGAGAAACAACGAGAUAAUGUUGUGCAAGAUGUCAGUGAAGAGAGGAGAAAAGCAAAGGAAGACAUUGAAGACAAGAAGAUACAAGCAAUUAAACAGCUCCUGGGGAAUGUUAAAGCCUCGCUGAACAAUAUGCAAACAGUAACAACCUCAAGCUUAGAUAAAAUCAUAGAAUCAAAACAAUCGGCUUUAAAUGAGAUACAGGUUAAGGCUGAGAAUGAGAGGCAAGAAUUAGCAGCACUAAGUACAAGAGAACAGCAAAGGAUUAAAGAAGCUGUGGACAGAGAAUCAGAUGAAUUCAGAAAUGUCGCAGAAAAAGAAGCUCAAGACAUUAUAACAUUAAGUAAAAGGGAAAAACAGAUCAUCACAGACGAAGCUGGAAAAGAAAUUGAUAAGAUCAUGUCUGUUGCGGAAAAGGAAAAACAAGAACUUACAGCAAUAAGUGAACGACAGAAACAAUCGAUAAAAGAUGAAGCAGGAAAAGAAACAGUAAGUUGUCCUCCACAGCUGAAAGUGUCAGAGAUAAUCACCACAGAAGACAGGCAAAAGGAGCUGGAGAAAAGUUUGAGGGAGGAUCUCUUGAAUUACUACAGACAGUGUUACAAUACAAUUCCUAUCGCUCCACUAGCAGAAGAACAUGACGUAGAACUAGUUGACUUUUAUGUUCAACCUCCACUCACUGCCAUUGAUAUAGAAAAAACGUUCGGCCAACUUCCUGCAACUCCAGCAAGAACAGCAGUACACUCAUACCGCGACCUGUUUCUCGGCAGUGAUUACAAGCUGCACAAAAAUAUCUAUGUCACAGCUAAAGCAGGAAUUGGGAAAACUUCAUUUGUGAAGAAAAUCUGUAUGACUUGGUGCCAAGCUCACAGGCCGUUGGAGAAGAUAAAACAGAAAUUUAAACCAGAUGAUGUACAUGUAAUGAAACAGUUUGAGUAUCUAUUUGUGAUUUCCUUACGGGACACAAACACCUCAAUAUGUGACAUUGAUGGUAUGAUCAACAGCCAGAUCAUCGACAGCUUGGCCGGAGCUCAUCGAUAUUCUGAAUAUUUCGUGAAGGAAAUAUUGCUGCACAGUACGUGUUUGGUUAUAUUAGACGGAUUGGAUGAGUGGUCACAUCCUGCAAGUUGUAGAAGGGGUUGUUCGAAUGUUCACGAAAUGCACAUACCGCACAGACCUGCUAGGGAACGAUGUUCAGUACUAACGACCACCCGCGCUUGGAAACUGGACGUGGCGAAACUGCGUACGAAUCAGAUAGACAGACACGUUGAAAUUACUGAAUUAGAUACAUCCGCGUCAGACCAACUAAUAUCUAAUGCCCUAACUGUAUUGAAUAAAAGAAACUUACAGAACGAGUCAAAGACUAUUAAGGAGUUCCAUGCUGCCACAGACUCCUUGCAAAUCAAAAUCAUACGUUAUAUUCCUUACGUUCUGUUGCAGAUGGUUUGCCUGUGGUUUGACGGAAAGUCAAUAGGAAAAUCCAAAUGUGAAAUAUAUAGCAACGUAAUAGAUCUUACUCUUACAAGAGGGUUAAUGAAGUGCAGAGAAUAUGUUUCCUGCUUAGAAGGUAAUGACGCUGACAUACCUUUCUGCCUCAGGUCAACAGAAUGCUGCAAAACAUUUUAUAGUGAAUUGUUGCGUUUGGGAGUGAUUGCCUUUCAAACACUUUUUGCUUUGGAAGAAGAAUCAAGCCUUGUUUUUGAUAAAACUGUUAUACGAAAUUUUGUCUCAGAUCAAAUGCUCGGAUUUUAUUUGAAAGUAGGUCUCCUCUCACAAAAUAAAGCAUAUGGGCGUGUUGCAGUUAGACAAAGUAGCUUUUCCUUCCAACAUAAAUCUAUACAAGAAUAUUUCGCCGCUCUCUACAUACAGGCAGAAUAUGACAGCGAAGAAAUUCUACAGAAAAUUUCUAACAAAUGUAAUACAUUAGCAGCUAUAUUAGAAAUGUCUAACGUUUUUACUUUUCUUGGUGGGCUUAAGCCUGAUGCUUGUGCAAAGAUUUUACAGUCUCUGCAGAGCACUAGAUCAAGUGACUGGACCGCGCAUAUUUAUAGAAAUCAAGGAUCUAAAUACAUUUUUUAUGAAUACGUGAAUGUUUCUGAUACUUUGAAAACUCUCCAGUCCAUGUAUACUGACAUUGUAAAUGAGGUAUUAAAUAAUGGUCUGAAAUAUGUUCCUCCAUUUCUAGAAGAUAUUUUGUUAGACAAUGCAAUAGAUAAGAAAACAUAUCCAUUACUUAAGUUAUUAAUAAAGAAGAAUAAAUCCAAUAUUAAAUCGCUGUGUAUAAAGGGCUGCCAGACUACAGAAGAGUUCACUGGAAUACUUUACUCACUCGGACUGCAAGAUAUACAAUCUCUGCAUAAACUGGACAUUCAAGCUAUACCGAGACAACAGGAACUCCUUCGUCUCCUCUCAGGAUCAGUGCAUACAUUAACCUGUUUGUGUCUCACCUUUGCACCAUUUAAGAAUAAUGCGCAUUAUCGUGCAUAUAAAAAUACUUUUACCGAAACAAUGAAGACAAUAUUAAGCAUGGAUCAGUUACUGUCACUUGAAUUAGCCGGUGUCUGUAUAACGCAUUUUUAUAUGAAAGCAUUAUUCAGUUUUAUUACUAAGAAAACAGCAAUGACAGAAAUCGCACUAGACAACAUCAAGUGCACAGACCAUAAAGCAGAAUGUACGGGUUAUUGUUUAGACCUAUCUAAACAUCGGAAACUCAAGGUGCUUCGUCUAAAUGACAUAGUUAUAUCAAACCUUCAAGUUAAUACAUCGUCACUCAAGACAUUUUGGUUAGGACAACUGCCGGUAGAUGAUUACUCAUCAUUGCUCAAGGAUCUACAACAUGCAACAUGUCUUCGUAUGAUGUUCAUCAAAUUAACUCAAGGCUUGCUGAGACACCUUACAGAUAUAUUGCCAAAGUUAGAAAACUUGAAACUUUUGAUUAUUUAUAAUUCUAAUCUUAGAGAUAAAUCAUUCACCGUGCCGAUUGAAAUGACAAGCAUAGAGGUGGUGUGGUUCUGUCAGGUAACAAUGACAAGUACGGCACUGAGAAAACUCAUUGCUAGUAUAGACAUGUUACCACAGUCAGUUACUAUAUCACUGAUGGCGUGUACCGUGAUACAGCAGGAGGAGUACGAACAGAUAAAGGAUGAGAUAAAAGUAUCGACACAAUACAAAGUCAUGUAUGACGGGUUGGACCAAGACAAUACGUAUCGUUUUGCAUUUCAAACUGUCGGUCAGAAUCUGCGCCAAUCAACUUAAAUGAUGCUUCUAAAAUGAAGAAUAUAAUAUAACGGCACAUAUCUACACACUUUGAUAGAAGUAUGUGUUUAAUAUGACCGGGAUAAAAAUGUACAUAAUGUUUAGAGUAGUAUUAGGCAACAAACACAUUUGCUUUACAUUAUACAAUAAAUUAUUAUUUUUUUGCGAUUGUGUUCUAUUUGAUUAAUAAAAUGUUUUUAAAUACAUCGAAAUGU